AUGGAGACCGGUGGCGAGAUCGACAUGCCCUCCAACGAGGACGUGGUCGCUGACAACCCAGCGUUUGCAAACACAGGCGCGUUUGACGACUUUCUCAUGGCGUCCGACAUGAACUCGUCGGCCGGCAUCUUUGACCGCCCGUAUACUCCGCGCAAGACCACGCUCGACGAGAGCUCAACCACUGCCGGCGGAGGCGAGGGCGGCGUCGGCAGCGGUUCGUCCGACGGGUCGUCGACGUAG
Thecamonas trahens ATCC 50062 is the source of this 240-nucleotide messenger RNA. RefSeq lists its product as uncharacterized. The record is from RefSeq and is a predicted model, not a curated record. The transcript has a single exon. Bases 1 to 240 code for a protein of 79 amino acids. NCBI's taxonomy places the organism in Eukaryota, Apusomonadida, Apusomonadidae.